UUGAAUAAAAAUAAUUGCCUAUGCAUAACUCCUUAAAAAUUACGAUAAAAAUAAUAAUGUAUUAUGAUGUUUAGCGUAGAUAUGCAAUAUGUGUAGUCAUAGACACAACUUGUAUAAUUUGACUAAUAUUUUCGGUCUAUUUGAACGAUAGAUAAUCAUACUUAUUAAAUUAUAAGUAUAGCUUAUUGUCUAAUUUUAAAAAUUUGAGCUAGAAAAUGAAUGAUAUUCACCAUGAAUUUGAAGAAACUGUGAAACGUAUCCAAUCUCAUAACGGAGUUGAUGGUGUCAUUGUCGUAAACAAUAAUGGUGAUCUCAUAACUUCAACUCUAGACAUGAGAUCGUCUGUUAACAAUGCUGAAAUGAUGUCGAAGUUGGCUGACAACGCAAAGGGGUUUGUCAGAAACUUGGAUCCGACUAACGAGUUAACGGUUUUACGAAUGGGUUCUAAAAGGCGAGAGGUACUGGUAGCACCUGGUAAAUUUCAUUUAAACAUUUUUUUUAGACAAAUAAUAUUUUGAAUAUAUUUUGAAAUGUAUACAUGUCAUGCGUUACCUUAUACACAUAUAUUUUUUUUCUUAUUAUCUUCAUCAUCACCGUAUACAUUUAAGAAUAACGUUAAUUUUUAAAAUAAAUUACCUAA
Melanaphis sacchari is the source of this 640-nucleotide messenger RNA. RefSeq names its product dynein light chain roadblock-type 2-like. NCBI's taxonomy places the organism in Eukaryota, Metazoa, Arthropoda, Insecta, Hemiptera, Aphididae. The record is from RefSeq and is a predicted model, not a curated record. Gene Ontology annotation, cellular component: centrosome; cytoplasm; cytoplasmic dynein complex. Gene Ontology annotation, biological process: microtubule-based movement. The transcript is spliced from 2 exons. Bases 216 to 518 code for a protein of 100 amino acids. Gene Ontology annotation, molecular function: dynein intermediate chain binding.